AUUACGUAUUAUCACCUCCGUCAUGUUAAGCCAAUAAUUAUUACAAAAGAAAUAUGAAUAAAGGCACUUGUAGUACGGAAUCCUGUGUUUACAGUCUGUUAAGCAUCACUGCGCCAUAAUUCAUCAUUUUCACAUACACUUUAACGCUUUAGAAUUGCUUAUUCCACCUUGCACGCAAAGUAUAAUAAUUAUUUUAGACUUUCAGUGAAGUUAAGUAAUACACAUUGACUGACAUUGUAGUUGAUUUUGAACAUCUGUAUAUAGCCGUAAAUACGAGUAUUUUAUUUAAGCAAAUUCAAAUGAGCAGCAACAUCUCCUAUCGACUGUAAACCAUUAAUGCGGUGAUAUUAAUUUACAUCCUAAAGGUUUCCAAGAUGCGUUUUCCACAAAUCCAACAAUGCAAACUAAGCACCGAGCGGGCCCAGGUCUUUAUAAACGGCAUACUAUGGAAAGGAUCGAACGAUGCAUACCAAGGAAGGCUGCCAGCACGAACUCUCAUGUUCUGCAGGCUGCAGCUAUGUAUCCACACAAAUCAUCUCUUCGCACCGCGUACUGCUAAACAUGUGUGACCCGAUCAAAAAGCUGUGCAUCACAUAAAUGGAUCAAAUUGCCAAUCCAGCGUCUUCUGCCGGCCGACGACUCAGUCGUGCGGAGAGCGAGGCGCUGACUAGCUGUCUGGCAGAAACAGUGGGUCGCUCCGUUCCCAUUAGCAUGACCCUGGCCGCCGUGACCUUGUACGGACGCCAUGCCGGUUACCUGCCGCGGCGUCUUCUCGGAGGGUCCACACCCGUUAUUCUGUUGGCCGGGAUGGGGGGCUACGCGGUGGCGCACUGGAGCGUCCACCAACGCUGCCAGGAUCGGAUGAUGCGCAGCUCGAGUCGACGACCGCCGAUGAACCCCGAUGGAUCUCUUGAAUGGCAUCCCCCCGCAAGCCGUGACCUUUAUCGCACGUAUCCCAUCAAAGAGUCCGUCCUUGCAGCAAGUGACCAGAGACCAGCGGAGGACGAGUGGAAGGGUCCGUGGGACGAGGAUUACUAUGUGAGUAAUCCUGAUCUGGAUUACGCUCUGCAGUUGCAGCGGGAUGGGGGAAGCCAAAAAAGGGAGACCGAUGAUUCCUGGACAGGUCAGACAAGGGCGGCGCCUGCGCCCGCAGCAGACUACAACUUACGAAGAACUGCGCAUCAGUCACCGCAGUCAGAAACUAAUUGUUCCUCUUCAACAGCGAACCACAAAAGUGGGCCGGAAGGUCAUGUCCCCUCUGGAUUUUAACGGACAACCAAACUGAUCCUGUGUAUAUCUGUAGCGUUGAAAUGACUACCCUUGGGUACUGUACUGCCCGUCUUUUAAUACAAAUGCACACUGUAUAAAACAGUGAUUCAGAUUCAGAACUCUCCGAUUUGUUCACGCUUGCGAGAGUUUAUAACGGUGCGGUUUAAUUAAAA
This is a messenger RNA of Paramacrobiotus metropolitanus, 1442 nucleotides long. RefSeq lists its product as uncharacterized. Bases 598 to 1269 code for a protein of 223 amino acids. The transcript is spliced from 2 exons. NCBI's taxonomy places the organism in Eukaryota, Metazoa, Tardigrada, Eutardigrada, Parachela, Macrobiotidae. The record is from RefSeq and is a predicted model, not a curated record.